Oryctolagus cuniculus (rabbit) is the source of this 960-nucleotide messenger RNA. Its product is annotated as olfactory receptor 8K3-like. Gene Ontology annotation, molecular function: G protein-coupled receptor activity; olfactory receptor activity. The record is from RefSeq and is a predicted model, not a curated record. Gene Ontology annotation, cellular component: membrane. Lineage: Eukaryota; Metazoa; Chordata; Mammalia; Lagomorpha; Leporidae. Gene Ontology annotation, biological process: G protein-coupled receptor signaling pathway.
AUGGAAAAACACAACCUCACAGUGGUGAAGGAAUUCAUUCUGAUGGGAAUCACAGAUCGCCCUGAGCUGAAGGCCCCAUUAUUUGCAUUGUUCCUCAUCAUCUAUCUGAUCUCAGCAGUGGGUAACCUGGGUAUGAUCAUCCUCACCAAGAUAGACAGCAGGCUACAAACACCCAUGUACUUUUUUCUCAGACACCUGGCUAUUACAGAUCUUGGUUACUCUACAGCUGUGGGACCCAAAAUGUUAGUAAAUUUUGUUGUGGAGCAAAACAUAAUAUCCUAUUAUUUUUGUGCUACGCAGCUAGUCUUCUUUCUUGUAUUCAUUGGUUCUGAACUUUUUAUUUUGUCGGCAAUGUCUUAUGAUCGUUAUGUGGCCAUCUGUAACCCUCUGCUCUACACAGUCAUCAUGUCAGAAAUGGUAUGUCACAUACUGGUGGCAAUCCCCUAUCUCUACUGCACAUUUGUGUCUCUUCUAAUCACCAUAAAGAUCUUUAAUUUACCCUUCUGUGGUGACAAUGUCGUUAGUCAUUUUUACUGUGAUAGUCUCCCCUUGCUAUCUUUGCUCUGCUCAAAUACACACGAAAUAGAGUUGAUCAUUCUGAUCAUAGCAGCUGUUGACUUGAUUUCUUCUCUGCUGGUGGUCCUUGGGUCUUACCUGCUGAUCCUAAGAGCCAUUCUCAGGAUGAACUCUGCUGAGGGCAGACGCAAAGCUUUUUCCACCUGUGGAUCUCACCUGACAGUAGUCACCGUAUUCUAUGGGACUUUGAUAUUUAUGUAUGCACAACCCAAAUCUACCCAUUCUUUUAACACUGAUAAAGUGGCUUCCAUAUUUUACACCUUGAUUAUACCCAUGCUGAAUCCUUUGAUAUACAGUUUAAGGAACAAAGAUGUUACUUGUGCCCUAAAAAGGACAUGGAAUAAUGUGUGCAGUAUUUUUUCUUCAAGUGUGCAUACAACAUGA